Dentiscutata erythropus is the source of this 261-nucleotide messenger RNA. Lineage: Eukaryota; Fungi; Glomeromycota; Glomeromycetes; Diversisporales; Gigasporaceae. The record is from the annotation of a GenBank genome assembly.
GAAACUAAGUUCUUUGAUAAAGUUUUUUCAAUAGAUUCAACCAUUAAAGCAGAGGUUGCUACUGUGAACUCUAAUAUUGUUCAUGGUUCUAUGGCAACUGAGAUUUUACUGGUCAAAAAUAGGCCUAAACAGGUACAAUGUUUACCAUUUUUACCAUCAUCUAAUUUUGGAUUAAAAAUCUUGAUGGGUAAAGAUGAAAUGAUUGAUUUUAAAGAUUUCUUAGGCAAAAAUUUUUUGUUAAAAUUAAAAAAAACUAGUUAG